Aspergillus neoniger CBS 115656 is the source of this 492-nucleotide messenger RNA. RefSeq lists its product as uncharacterized. The record is from RefSeq and is a predicted model, not a curated record. Bases 59 to 406 code for a protein of 115 amino acids. The transcript has a single exon. NCBI's taxonomy places the organism in Eukaryota, Fungi, Ascomycota, Eurotiomycetes, Eurotiales, Aspergillaceae.
CUAAGGCUUGCCUGGGUGGGAAUCCUGGUGGGAAUCCUGGUGUGGUUCCUGGAUUGGGAUGGGUCAGAUCUUAGUACCUGAUAAGUACGUAUUUCCUUUGUCCAGAUCACUAUUUCUUUUCCCAGGGGGCCCAAUUACUGGCUUAUACAGGAUCAGGGUUGCGAUAGUUGGAGCAGCGGUGGUUUGGCCAAUCGAAGAGCAAGCAUUCUUAAGGCUGGUUCCGCGAUCGGGUUACUUUACCAUCUUUCGAUCCACAUACUUACUACUAGUACUCUUCUUCUAUUCUCCAUUCAUCGAGCGGAUUACUUAUCAUCGAUUGAUACCCAACAUCUUCUCGACUAUUUACUACUACUUAACCCUAGUAGUACUUGCUAUUCCCAUGAUGAACAGCCGGGAUGUGUUGUGAUUGGCCAUUGUUAGUGGCGGCACAAAGCACUGCCUUCCUUCUUCAUCUCCCCCACACACACCACAGCCUUGUCACUGUGUUGUUGU